Gadus macrocephalus (Pacific cod) is the source of this 4316-nucleotide messenger RNA. RefSeq names its product ubiquitin specific peptidase 38 (gene usp38). Gene Ontology annotation, biological process: protein deubiquitination; ubiquitin-dependent protein catabolic process. Gene Ontology annotation, molecular function: cysteine-type deubiquitinase activity; cysteine-type endopeptidase activity. The record is from RefSeq and is a predicted model, not a curated record. Gene Ontology annotation, cellular component: nucleus; cytosol. The transcript has 11 exons. The coding region runs from base 169 to 3342 and encodes 1057 amino acids. Lineage: Eukaryota; Metazoa; Chordata; Actinopteri; Gadiformes; Gadidae.
GGGACGCCUGCCAUUGAGAGUGACGUCAGAACACCGCUCAUCAGCUGAUUGAAUCAAAGCAACGUUCAUAACGUUUGAUUAUAGCUGUCAGAGGACCAAGCACCACUCCUGGCAAUUCGGGAUAUUCAGAUCGUAUAUAAUUGUCAUGAGUCAGUUGGAUUUGUCAGCAUGGAUAAGAUUUUGGAGGCCCUCGUCUGCUCCAACCACACUGUCCCAGUAAAGAAGGCCAUCGUGAAGAAGGUAGUGGAGGCAGCAGAAAAGGAGGUCACGUCAGAGCAAUGCAAAGCCCUUUUUACCCUCACAGCCCGCCUCAUCCUUCUGGGAGAGGAUGCCUUCCAGAAACAGGUGGGCUUCCAGGUGAUGGAGGCCUACGCCCGUUAUCACCGCACAGAGUUCCAGCUCUUCUUCACUAAAGACUAUGUCCUGGGCCUGCUGCAGCAGGGCUAUGACCGACUGGAGUGUAAAGAUCCAGCCAUCAUCGAUUACAUCCACUGCUGCCUGAGGCUGCUCAUCAGCUGUCCCUCCGUGCUGGAGAUCUUCGCUGUCCUCCAAGUGGAGCUCUUGAGGAUGGUGUGUGAGCGACCCAAGCCCGCCCUGUGUGCCCGCAUCAGCACGUUGCUCUCGGAUUUUGUCCAGUGCAUCCCAAGGGAGAAGUCUGCUGUGUUGUUCUGCCAGCAGCUGGUCAGGACCAUCAGCUAUUUCCACUGCCCGGCAAGUCAGGAGCGGGAGCUUAGGGAGUAUGUGGGUCAGGUGACCAAGGUUAGCACACUGCUGCAGAACAUCUGGAAAGCAGAGCCGGCUACGCUGCUACCCUCGCUACAGGAGGUGUUCGCCAUCAUAUCAUCCACAGAUCCCUCCUUUGACCCGGCGAUUUCCCUGGCCAGUCUUGUGCAGCAUAUCCCCCUGCAGAUGAUCACUGUGCUCAUCAAGAGCCUCACCACUGACCAGAAUGUCAAGGAUGCAAGCAUGACCAAGGCCCUCUGCAGAAUGAUAGACUGGCUCUCGUGGCCCCUGGCUCAACACAUUGACACCUGGGUGAUUGCUCUGCUCAAAGGGCUGGCUGCAGUACAGAAGUUCACCAUCCUCAUAGACGUCACCCUGCUGAAGAUCGAGCUGGUGUUGAACCGGCUGUGGUAUCCCAUCGUACGGCAAGGGGCCUUGGUGGUUCUCUCCCACAUGCUGCUCAGCUUCCAGCACUCUCCUGAAGCCUUCCAUCUGGUGGUUCCCCACGUGGUAAACCUGGUACAGACCAUACGGGCCGAUGGUCUGUCCACCAGCAAGGCCUUCCUGCUGCAGCUCACCGAGCUCAUCCACUGCAUGAUGUACCAGUACUCUGGCUUCCCUGAUCUCUAUGACAACAUACUGGAGGCCAUCAAGGAUCUACCAAUGCCUGCCGAGGACAAGAUUAAGGUGGUCCUAAAUCAAAGUGCCUGGACAUCCCAGUCCAACUCCUUUGCUUCUGGUGUCCUGAGGCAGGCUGGGAAGUCUGAGACCGGGAAGACCGGUCUGAUCAACUUGGGGAACACCUGCUACAUGAACAGCAUCAUCCAGACCCUCUUCAUGGCCACUGACUUCAGGAGACACGUCCUGUCUCUCCAUCUCAGCGGUACCAACAUGCUGAUGAAGAAGCUGCAGCUGCUCUUCGCCUUCCUCUCCCACACACAGAGGGCAGCGUACCCGCCCAGGAACUUCUUCGAGGCUUCCCGCCCCCCGUGGUUCAACGCAGGCUCCCAGCAGGACUGCUCCGAAUAUCUACGCUUCCUCCUCGACAGGUUACACGAAGAGGAGAAGACGCUUCAGAUCCUGCAGUCGGCAAAGCCAAUGAACGGCCUUCUGGGCCUGGCUCCUUCAGAGGACGCCAAGGAGCCCCGUUUCCCUGCGGAGGACGCCCGACCCCCGGAGGACAGCAGCACUCUGAUCGAGAGGAUGUUCGGCGGCCGGCUGAGCACAGGCGUCCGCUGCACGCAGUGCAACAGCAUCUCCCAGAAGGAGGAGCCCUUCACCGACCUCUCCCUGGCCUUCUGCCCGUCCUCCGCCACCACCACCACCCCUUCCCAGAAGACCCCCUCCGAGGAGCCCAAGGGCCUGGGCCAGGGGUCGGUCAACGGCGGCAGCGAGGCGCCGGAGCACCAAGGUCCGGCCAAGUCCUCGGUGACCGUGUCGGGCCAAGAGUCGGCCCCGGGCACCCACGAGCCGCCGCUCUCGGUGCCCGACCUGGUGAACUACUUCCUGGCGCCGGAGAUCCUGGACGAGGAGAACGCCUACUUCUGUGACACGUGCGGCUCGCUGCAGCGGGCCGAGCGGACGAUGGAGGUGGUGGCGGCGCCCGAGUACCUGAUCCUCACGCUGCUGCGCUUCUCCUACGACGCCAAGUGCCACGUGCGCCGCAAGAUCCUGGACAACGUCACCAUGCCGCCGCUGAUGACGCUGCCCUUGCACUCCCCUCCCCCGUCGCCCUCGCCGCACAGACCCGCCGCCGCCGGGGCCUCCUCGUCCCCGCUGUGCGCCAUCGCUCCGCCGUCGCCCGCUGCGCUCCAAGUGGACUCCCCGGAGAGCAGCGAGAACCUGGCCAAAAAACUGAAACCCUCCCACAAAGAGGAGGAGGAGAAGGAGCAGCAGGAGGAGGAGGUGGAGGUGGUGGAGGGGGAGGAGGAGGAGGAGGGGGAGCAGGAGGUGACCGGGGGGACGGACUGCGCGGAGCAGAUGGAGGGGUACGGGAGGAGGGUCAGCCUGGUGCCCUACGUGCUGAGCUCCGUGGUCAUGCACUCGGGGACGUCCUCGGAGAGCGGCCACUACUACUCGUACGGCCGCAGCCUCGGCGGGAAGCAGCGUCCGGAGGCGGGGCCGGAGGCGGGGCCCGGGAGCGCCGCCGCCGCCGCCCUGACGAGGCCGCAGUCCACGCAGUCGGAGGCGUGGCCGGGCGGCGCCGGGGUGCCGAGGGACUGGAUGCUGUUCAACGACAGCCGGGUGUCCUUCACCUCCUUCCAGUCGGUGCAGAACGUGACGGAUCGCUUCCCCAAGGACACGGCGUACGUGCUCGUCUACAGGAAGCAGGAGGCCAGCGCGCCGGGCGCCGCCAAGGGAGGAAUGCCCAACGGGAUGAGCCUGAGCGCCGAGCCCCCCCUGCAGAAGGAGCUGCUGGACGCCAUCACGAAAGACAACAAGCUGUACUUACAGGAACAGGAGCUGAACGCCCGAGCCCAGGCACUCCAGGCUUCCUCGGCCUCCGGCUCCUUCAGGCACAACGGCUCCGACGACAACGACCCCCCGGGAAGCUGCGGACCCUCGGGUGGAGGGGGAGGUGGAGGGGGCUUCAACACCGUCAGCAGACUGGUCUUCUGAACACUGAGGAAGCGGUCUGAAAGAGAGAGAGAGAGAGGCUUGUGUAGUAGAAGAACUGCCACCGCUGACUUACAAACUAAUGGAGAACGCUAAUGGGUCCGAGACUACUGGGGUUUCCCUCUUGUAUCAUAAAGUGUGUAUUAAGGACUAAUGUUUCAACCCAUGGAAUCACGUGGGUGGCUGGCGCAUAAAGUGUUAUCAAAAUCGGAGGAACUUUUAUUGACAAUGUUGUUUUUUUUGGACGAAUUAAGAAUCUCUGCUUACACUGGCGUGCGUGUGCGUGUGCGUGUGGGAGUUGGAGUGGGGGAAUGGGGAAGGGAUGGGUUGGAAAGAUAAUGAAUAUGCUUUCUGAUCCGCUUUUUGCAAAAAACAAAAAUAAGAUCUUUAACCAAAAUGAAUUUGAGUUAUGGAAAAAAUACAAAUUACAUUUGUCUAUUAAAAUACAUUUGUCCUUUUACAUUUUGUUUGACUUUAAUGCCAAAGUAUAUAAGUCAAGUCAGCUGAUUUUUCUUAUCCAGUAAGGAUCUCAAUACAUCAUCCAGUGUGUCUGUGUAUUCUUUGUCAUAAUGCUAUAAUGAGCACUCACGCAAACUCCCACACUCUUGCGUUUCAGAAAACCGCUGAAUAUGGACAAUGUUAAAUUGUCCUUGCUCUUAGAUUGUGAUUGCUCUGUAUCCAUAAUUCUACGAUCUUUUUCUUAAGGUGAACUUUUAUUGACUAUGCUACUACGCAUGUUUUAUACUUUAUGCAAUAAUUGUAUUCAUAAUUUUGAAUAAUAUUCUAAGUUAUAACAGGAAGUUCUCUGUGGAUAUUAUGUGGUACACUGCUCAUUUACGGAAACAUGUCAUUUUCAAUACAAAAAUAGCAACAACAAAAAAAGCUUUUAAAACCAUAUUUGGUUGAUGGAGUGUACAGAAAAGUAAAAUGCAUGUAGAUUAUUUGAGAUUAAAAUCUUUACUGCUGUUCAACUUUAA